Molecule: messenger RNA, 972 nt
Organism: Penicillium olsonii
Lineage: Eukaryota; Fungi; Ascomycota; Eurotiomycetes; Eurotiales; Aspergillaceae
Source: the annotation of a GenBank genome assembly
AUGAAAUUUCGCUCACCUAGAUAUUAUCAGAUUAUCAAUUUCGGAUUAUCAAUAACGAUCAUGAUUGGAUCCAAGUACGGAAUUGGGAAACAUGCACUUGCCAUAAAGGAAAGUGACACUGUACCAAUGCUUAAGUGCAUUUGGGUCACGCGCAUACUUUACACGCUUGCUAUGGGGCUGGUCAAGAUGUCCUUGUUGUGGUUCUAUCUACGCCUUGAUCCGCGGAAGUUCAUGCGAUGGUCUGUCUUCUCUGUCAUGUUUAUUAACGUUGGAUUGUCCCUUGCGAGCUUCUUCGGCGCAUUGGUCGGUUGUACACCUCCGUCUUUGUUUUGGACCAAUCCAACAUCGAGCCGAUGUAUGGCGAUGGAAACGUCCCAACGGUUCUAUGAAAUCAACGGAAUAUUGAACAUAGUGACGGAUAUCUUGAUUUAUCUUCUGCCAGUGCCAAUGCUUUGGGGACUGCAGUUGAAUUGGCGCAAGAAGGGAGCCAUCAUGGGAGUAUUUGGACUGGGUAUCCUGUCCGUUGCUGCUGGCUGUAUUCGUUAUGACUUUGUCAAACAGCUUGCUUCCGCGAAAGAGGAUUAUUACCUCCUUUUAGCUGACUCUCUCAACUGGUGCACUAUUGAGGCCUUCAUUGCAAUCUUCUGCGGCUCUGCCCCUUCUCUCUCCGUGUUGAUCAAAUCUUACGCCCCGUUCAUUUUCGGCUCCAGUGCUUCCAAAUACCCGAGUACCGCACCGUCACCUGGGGCAAGUUACAUGCAUCGACGGAACAAUUUAAGAAGCAAUCGACGUCGGGGACUCGGCGAUACCACACUGGGUAGUCAGGAUGCCAUCAUCAGUGUCAGUAAUUCAGAACAGGAACCGAAUGGGAUCAUGAUGAAAACAGACAUACAGACCGAUGUGGCAUCACGAAAAUCAGGAGAAGAUAUGACUUACAAGAAGGAGUAUUAUAACUUUUCAAGAAGGCCAUAA